AUGGGACGAUUUAAGGGGAAAAACCGAAGCCAGGCGCGGUGGAUUAUGGGAGGCGUUUCUAAAGGCCGCGGGAGCCGCAAACCGAGAAAGCCGCGUGAGGAGGGUAGGGCCAGCCAGACUGGGGCCCAAGCCUGUUCCCCGAGCCCGCGGCAGGAUGCAGUGCCGCCCUUCCGCUGGCCCAGCGAUGCUGAGUGUGCGUCCUCUACCCACAGCCCUGCUAUGUCCGGCUGCAAACUCCCCAUGGGCCUGUGCCCAGACAUGUGCCCGGCUGCCGAGCGCGCUCGACGCGAGCGCGAGCAUCGCCUGCACCGACUGGAGGUGGAGCCAGGCGGCCAUGGGAACGCUCCUCGAGCCGACCCGAGGCGCACAGUGAAGGAAUACAGUCGGCCGGCAGCGGGCAAACCCCGGCCCCCGCCAAGCCUGCUGCGGCCACCCCCGGUGCUCCUGGCCACCGUGCGCUACCUGGCCGGUGAGGUAGCCGGCCGCGCCGACGUGUCGUGCGCGGAGGUGGCGAGCUUCGUAGCCGACCGCCUGCGCGCAGUGCGGCUGGAUCUGUCGCUGCAGGGAGUGGGCGACGCGGACGCGGCGGCCGUGCUGGAGGCUGCGCUGGCCACGCUGCUGGCCGUUUUGGCUCAGGUGCGGCCAGAAGAGACGCGCGGAGCCGUGGACCCGGUGCUGCUUCAGACUCAGGUGCAGGAAGGCUUCGGUUCGCUGCGGCGCUGCUACGCGCGGGGCGGAACCCCGCACCCCCGCCAGGCUGCCUUUCAGGGCCUCUUUCUGCUCUACAACUUGGGUUCUGUGGAAGCCCUGCAGGAGGUUCUACAGCUGCCUGCCACCCUGCGUGCCUGCCCUCCCCUUCAGACUGCUUUGGCUGUGGAUGCUGCCUUCCGUGAAGACAACCAUGCCCGACUGUUUCGCCUGCUCCGCACCUUGCCCUACCUACAGAGCUGCGCAGUGCAGGAACACAUCGGCCAUGCCCGUCGCAAAGCCCUGGCCCGCCUGGCCCGUGCCCUGAGCACUCCUAAAGGACAGACCUUGCCUUUGGACUUCAUAGUACACUUUCUGGCCCUAGAUGGACUCCAGGAAGCACGAGACCUGUGCCAGGCCCAUGGGCUGACCUUGGAUAAAGACAGAGUUGUAUUCCUGAGGGGUCAAUACUCUGAAGAAGGACUCCCACCCCCUGGUACCUGCUACAUAUUAGUGGGAAGCAAGCUUCAGGGACACACCCUGGAGGAAGUGGUCAUGGCAGAGGAAGAUAAGGACAGUCACAGACCUGGAUCUCCAGCUUGAGAGGGUUUCAUCUCCCACGAGACCUGGAUCAGAGCUCCGUGGGCUCUGUCUCACAAUUCCCAAACAAUAAAAGGAAUUCAUUAUGGUUCCCAAACAAUAA
Molecule: messenger RNA, 1390 nt
Organism: Grammomys surdaster
Lineage: Eukaryota; Metazoa; Chordata; Mammalia; Rodentia; Muridae
Gene: Sac3d1
Product: SAC3 domain containing 1
Exons: 2
Coding region: 1-1290 (429 amino acids)
Biological process (GO): centrosome duplication; spindle assembly
Cellular component (GO): spindle; centrosome; nucleus
Source: RefSeq, a predicted model, not a curated record